Molecule: messenger RNA, 2475 nt
Organism: Metopolophium dirhodum (rose-grain aphid)
Lineage: Eukaryota; Metazoa; Arthropoda; Insecta; Hemiptera; Aphididae
Gene: Naus
Product: CTTNBP2 N-terminal-like protein
Exons: 10
Coding region: 779-2260 (493 amino acids)
Source: RefSeq, a predicted model, not a curated record
AUAUUUUAGGCCAAUAUUAUACAUUAAUAAAAUAUUGUACGCGUAUUGUGUGUCGCGAAGGUGAAACGCGGUCCGUGUGAUCGGCACACCUGUCGGCGGCAGUGGCCGACCGUUUCACGCAUCACCGCAGACACGGCCGAUGCGCGCCUCGAACAUAGGGCCGUUGUGUCGCCACCCGAUUUUGCACGGUUUUUGAGGCGUAGAAAAUCCCGUCCCAUCCCUGCACGGACGGCACGACCAGCCGGCACCCACUCGUCCCAGCGCUAAGUCCCCCGGCCAUACACGACGUUUUUUUUUUUCUGGACGCGCACCGUUGUGCACCGCGGUCCACCGGCCGAAUAUCGCUUACGCCUAAUCAAUUCUGUGCCAGCCCACCGUACCGCCCCGCCCCAUCAGAGCCACGACCUUAGAGACUGAUACCACAAGAGAGAUGCUUGGAAACUGCGAUUGACGAUCGUAUAGAUCACGGUCGGCGGUGGAUCCAGCGACGAGUCAUCCGGUCGUUCGAACCGAUCCGUUUUCUUUAUUUUUUUUUCUGGUUUAUUGCGUUUCUGCUCGGUCCCUCCGUUUUCCGCCGUUUCGCCGUCCCGUCGUCGACCAUUCAGCAGCGGCAUGAACUCCGCCCCGUCGUAGUGGUCAUGCGUCGCGUCGCCACCAGGUACGCUAUCCCGACGACGUUUCUGCCCAUCGUCUCCCGGCACUGUUGGGGCGCCGGGCGUCAAGACUGGUCUGCAUAGCUGCCCACACGACUGGAUAAUGUUCAAUAUUUAUCCUCAUUAUGACUACCAAGAAUGAAAAUUCGAUAAACUGUAAUAGUUCUCAAAAUGAAGCCAAAGGACGUCAGAAUAGUGAUAGAAAUACUGUAAAGAAAAUUCCAAAAAUGGAUUUAAAUAAGUCUGAUUUAUUAAAGCUUUUAAGCUAUUUAGAGGGUGAACUCCAAGCAAGAGAUAUUGUUAUUGCGACUUUAAAGUGUGAAAAAGUAAAAUGUAUGUUAAGAAACAGAGGCAGUGAUCGUGUUGUUAAAGAUCCAUUGGCAGCUUUACAGCGUGAUUGCUUUGCCACCUUUGAAACAAAUAAUGAUAGUCUUUCAUAUCAACAAUUAGGAUCGCUUGAAAAUCUUGUAUUACAGCAAAGAAGAACUCAUUUGAGGAUAGCUAAUGUCUUAAAAGAUAAUCAAGUUAUGCAUCGAAAGAUAUUAGAUCUGGAGCGAUUAAAAAAACAACAGCUUCAGUAUGAAUACAAAAAGUUGCACAAUACUUUUGAAGAAGAACGAUUAAAACACAAACAAAUUGUAUUUUUUUUACUAGCUGAGAGAAAAAAAAUUGUAAUGAAAUAUAUUGAAGAAAGAAAACGUUCUGAAGAUCUCGGACAAAUAUUAAGUGAAGAAAAAGGUAAAAUUGAUUCAAUGGCUGAAGGGCUGGAAGAAGAAAGUAAAAAGUCAUUACAAAUGGAAGCAGAAUUAGAAAAACAAUUGGCUUUGUUUGAUACCGAAAGCAAAAAGAUGAUGGCAGCUCUAAGCUUGGAAGAAAAAAAAACAAAUACUUUAGAAGCAGAAUUAACAAAAUGCCGAAGUGAAAUUAUUUCAUUAGAAAAAGAACUAAGUGAAGCACUUCAUAAUAAUUUGAUGGAACUUUCCAGUAGAUCUUCAGUUUCAGGUGUAAGAAUUAUGUCUUCUCCUAGUGAUCCAAUAAUGAGUAGUGUUGCAAAAGUGGUUCAACCUACAGCAACUGCAUCUAGUGUUCGAGUUUCUGGUCCAAUGACUGGAAUUGCUCGAUCAGUAAAUCCUGGUCAAAGUUUGCGUUGUUUGAAACCAAUUAGUGGUAAAACUAAUGAUUCACAGGUAGAUAAACCUCAAGACGAUGAAGAUUGUUCUACACCUUUAGACACCAUUAAAAAACACCCUAUUUCAUUUGGUCGUAGUAUGCAAUCGGACUCUGGUUCAACUAGUACUGUCAAAAAAUCAUUGUUUGGUAUUCAACGUAACAUGUCUGUUCCCAAUGCAACCGAAAGCAAUAUUCCUGGAUUAAUUAAGAAACAAAUAACAACUGUGGGACGUGGGACACCACCUCCUGUACCGCCUAAUAAGCCUAUUAUACCACCAAAAAAGGAUUUAAUAUCAUUCAUAAAAAAGACAUCAAUUGCUGACAAUGCUGCUUCUACUGCUGACAAAGAUCAAAAAGACUCUCAACUUAGGCAUAAUAGUUUUUUGCCUAAUGAGAUUGCUCCUGUAGAUAAGCCAGAUGAAAUGGUAAAAAAUUAAACUUCAGGAAUUUUUAACAAUAUCAGCCCAGCGAAAUAAACCUCAUAUAAAAAUCAUAUUUUUAUAUAUGUGUUCGCUUGACAAGACUUUAAUUGUAUUCUCAAAAUAGAUAAGUAGUAAAUUUUAGUAAAUAAUAGUAAGUUUAUACUUGAUCAUAUUUUACUGUUACAUACUUCAUAUUGAAUGUAACAAAUAAUCAUUUGAGAUUGAUUUUA